Messenger RNA from Drosophila novamexicana, 895 nucleotides. RefSeq lists its product as uncharacterized. The transcript is spliced from 2 exons. The coding region runs from base 82 to 777 and encodes 231 amino acids. Gene Ontology annotation, molecular function: ubiquitin-like protein conjugating enzyme binding; metal ion binding; ubiquitin protein ligase activity. Gene Ontology annotation, biological process: ubiquitin-dependent protein catabolic process. The record is from RefSeq and is a predicted model, not a curated record. Gene Ontology annotation, cellular component: endoplasmic reticulum. NCBI's taxonomy places the organism in Eukaryota, Metazoa, Arthropoda, Insecta, Diptera, Drosophilidae.
UUUUACUUUUUUUUCCACACAUUUCUUUACGAACUCCACAUUUGGGUUUGAGUCUAUGCACCAGUGAGACGCAGUCGAAGGAUGGACGCGGCAAACGCUGAGGAUGAGGCCAACUGGCAAGAUGGGGAGCAAAAUAUUGUUGAUUUCUUGCACGACACAUUUGAAGCGUUGCCAGAGGAUGAUGGCGAUUCGGCGGCAGGGGAUGGAGUCGAAGCCAAUCCCGAGUUGGAAGAGCAUGUUAAUCGGCCAUUCCCAAUCAAUCAGGAACUCCGACACCGGCCCAGGAAUCACCUGUUGGCGCCAUACUUCUGCAACCUGUGCCGCGAUUAUGUCCGUGGAGGGGUAAUCACCAUUUGUGGGCAUUUAUUCUGCUGGACCUGUUUGUGGGCCGAUCUGCACAAUCGUGUGAUGCCGCGUUGUCCGCGCUGCAUGCGACGCCUGCUCCUUCACGAGGACAUUAUGCCGUUCCUGGGCGAGGGACCCAAUGCCGGACCGGACGAUGCAAAUAUUGUAGCUCAGCCAGGUGACGUGCCACGCCCGUCUGGCCUGUAUCUAGAACACCAGCAAUAUCCGAUGUGGUUCGCCGUGCACACCUACGAGGAGCUGCAUUUUGCCGGCGCCAACGGGGGCGAGCGGAAUCUCUCGGUGAUCGUGCAGCGCAUGCAUCAGGACUAUCAGCGCCCCAUGGACUGGGUCAAGUUUCUACAGUGGUUUCAGUUGGGCUGUGCCCUCGGCAUCUUUUAUCUAUGGCUGUACAUAAUGUCCUUUUCAGAUUAGUUUUCGUAUAAUUCCUAUGUAGAUGUGUGUACUCGCAUGUGGAUAAAUGGGCAGUGCCAUGAAUAGUUACAAAUUGUUGUGAGGUUUUUAGUUGUUGCACGAGUGCUCUCAAUAAAUU